Messenger RNA from Mesorhabditis spiculigera, 894 nucleotides. Lineage: Eukaryota; Metazoa; Nematoda; Chromadorea; Rhabditida; Rhabditidae. The record is from the annotation of a GenBank genome assembly.
AUGAUACAGCUACACCCGCGGUGGGCAGACAUCGUUCUCCGCGAACACCUCUAUCCGGUUGAGCUGAUAGAGACCGUCUACCUAUCGAAUAUGCAAUUCGCCGUCGGCCAGGGCUGGACGUGGCCUCGUACCGAUGUCGAAAGCUAUUAUAAUUCGUACUACCCCGCCAAUGCCAAAAAUUGGUUCGAGUUUUUGCGGCAGAGAGGGACUUUUGUCGGCCCGAAGGAACUGAAGGAUCCUACUACCGAAUUUCAAGGCGAUACGAACGCCUCCAACGGGCUCGGCACUGUUUCUAUCAUGUGGGGUCUGCUAACCGCCCCGUUCUAUCAUCCGGAUGCCUCACUCGAGUUGCAGUACGGCGGGCUGGGCAUGAUCAUUGGUCACGAGCUGACACACACCAUCGAUCCGGGAGCCAUCGAAUUUAAACCGAGCGUCCUUGCCGGCGAGGAAGACAAGGGGCAAUUCAAGGAACAAGUCGAGUGUAUUGAGGAACAAUACGGAAACGCCGGCCUACCAGAGAACACGGACUUCAGGCAACCUGGAGACAUAACUCGUGAUGAAGCUGUCGCCGACAAUGCCGGGCUUCGGGUGGCUUUGAGGGCCUAUCGUAAGGAGCGCAAGCGCCUCUACGGCAAACUGGAGCCAAAACUCCCUGGUCUCGACGCCUACACUCCCGACCAGCUCUACUACGUCGCUGCCGCCAUGUUCCUCUGCGACAACAAUACCAAGGACGCCCUCGAGAAGUUGGAGACAGACGGGCACCCACCCGGCUAUAUUCGCCUUAACGAGAUGGUGAAGAACUCGAAGGAGUUUUCCCGCGUCUACAAGUGUCCGCUCAACUCGCCGAUGAACCCGCAGAAGAAGUGCUACACGUGGCGCCACAAGAAGAGGCAC